Molecule: messenger RNA, 533 nt
Organism: Anastrepha ludens (Mexican fruit fly)
Lineage: Eukaryota; Metazoa; Arthropoda; Insecta; Diptera; Tephritidae
Product: diptericin A-like
Exons: 2
Coding region: 39-401 (120 amino acids)
Source: RefSeq, a predicted model, not a curated record
UCUUCAUUCGCAGCUGCAAAGGUUUUUACAAUUAAAGUAUGUCCGCUGCAUUAUUUGUACUGUUAUGCGCACUCAGUAUGGUUGUGGCAUAUCCCAACCCAAGAAUGGAAAAUCAACAACAAGAGCUGAGUCCUUUGGAUAUUACCAUGCCCUAUAAAGAAAACUAUGCAUUGGAGCAGGCCGAGGUGCAGCGAGUGAAGCGCCAGUUAAAUAUCCAGGGAGGUGGCAGUCCAGGCAAAGGUCUUGAUUUGAGUGUCGGUGCGCGUGUCCCAGUUUGGCAGAGUGACAGUGGACGUCAUUCCUUCGAUGCAACAGGCCAAUAUGCUCAACAUCUGGGUGGACCCUAUGGAAAUAGUCCACCGAAUUGGGGUCUUGGUGGAGUUUAUACUUUUAGAUUUUAAAAAUGUGCUUAUGCAUUCGGCGUCGUAGGAGUGAACAGUAUUUUGGUGAUUUAUUUUGUUUAGUUCUGGUGAUUGUAUUUGAGAUGAAAGUAUUAUUUAAAAGAAAUUAAAUAAAAUAUUAAUUAGAUGAGG